Molecule: messenger RNA, 1927 nt
Organism: Haliotis rufescens (red abalone)
Lineage: Eukaryota; Metazoa; Mollusca; Gastropoda; Lepetellida; Haliotidae
Product: monocarboxylate transporter 13-like
Exons: 6
Coding region: 244-1599 (451 amino acids)
Biological process (GO): monocarboxylic acid transport; transmembrane transport
Molecular function (GO): monocarboxylic acid transmembrane transporter activity
Source: RefSeq, a predicted model, not a curated record
GCGGUUCCUGGCUAGCCUCAGGGGUUAUCAACCCCAGGGGAAAUAUGAGGUCCGGACCAGUCGUUCAUUCAACUAUUGUGACUCACAAUAGCUUUGUACAAGUGGGUAGGAUCGAGAUCGUAUCACAGAAGACUGAUAGUUCAUGACUUAUCGUGAGCAGACUGGCUUAGCUAUAGGGCAAGGCCACUUCAAAUAGGACACUAUGGCGGAUAUCUGUUAGGCGAUCAGACAACAAGAACAGCCAUGCUUUCUGACAAGGACAUCGAUGGAGGAUGGGCGUGGGUGGUUCUGGUGGCCACAUCACUUGGCAUGGUUUUCAGAGGCAGCACGGCAAUAUCUCCUGGGUUUCUUCAAGUAGAGUUCUUGAAGUAUUUUUCUCAAAGUACAGGCUACACCAGCCUUGUGACGUCCACGUUUCUGUGUCUGGAGUUCGUUAUGGGUCCAAUAUCCAGCGUGUUUUGUAACGUGUUCAGCGUCAGGACGGCCAUGAUGACCGGUGGCGUGUUGAUGUCGCUGGGUCUUGUCAUCGCUAGCUUCACCACAGACAUCGUGCAGCUGCUUCUAGCAUACGGAAUCUUUGGUGGUUUGGGGUUCGGCUUAUCCUACACGCCUCACAACAUAAUUCUUGGUUAUUACUUCAAUCGGCACCAACCUUUAGCAAACGGGGUUUCCCUAGCUGCUUGUGGUUUUGGCCUCGCCGUGGGACCAUUCUUUGUAAUGUGGCUUAUAGAAUCGAGGGGAUGGCGAGCCACAAUCGCAGCUUUAGCUUGCUGUAGUUUGCAGUUCUGUGUGGUUGGCUCUUUGUUUUUCCCUACAAAACGUGAACGAUCAACGAAAUAUGGCCCAGGGAGAAUGAAAAUCCAAUGUGGCAAGUGUCAUACACCGGAAACAUGUUUAUGGUAUUUUAAAGACGUCCGAUUUUGGAUAAUGUGCAUGAACUAUGGACUUUUAAUGGUUGGCUAUGGAAUCCAGAUUGUCCACUUUCCCGCAUAUGCUGAAUCACUGAAUAUACGUCCAGACCUCCUUUCAUGGUUGUACACUACCUUUGGAAUCGUCGUAACUAUAGCACGGGUGCUGUGUGGAGUUUUAUGUAACGACAAAGCGGUGGACCUCCUGAUGGUAUAUUUCAGCACCCAAGCCCUACAGGGACUAGUCAUCGUGUUUAUGCCACUGUACGCUAAAGACUACUUUGGUAUGAUGGCCUAUCAGGUACUGGUGUCCAUCUUCUAUGGAUCUAGCCAGGUCCCUCUGUCACCGCUCGUUGUGGAACUGUUUGGUGUUGACAAAUUGUCCACAGUAUUCGGGUGGAUGAUGCUGUGGGGAGGUGUAGGAGCUCUGGUUGGACCGGUAAUUGCAGGCUGGCUUCAUGACGUCACCACUUCGUACUCCAGUGGGUUUCAUGUCGGAGGUGUUCUGGUGAUGUUAGCUGCAGUGCUCGUUCUGUUCAUCCCCGUGUGUAAACAUGAAGAAAAUAGAGAAGAAAUCACAGAACCGGAACUAGCGGAAAAACUUGUACACAAAGACAAAACUAUUGUUGUGACGUCUGACUUUCAAACAGACGAUGUGUUGUGUCGAAGAUCAUUAGAACUUGAAGAAUAGAAGAAAAACUUCUCGUUCGAACCAAGCCAUGUUAUCCAAGCCCCUCGCCAACGGGGGGUAUUUAUCUCAGGACAUGUUUCAUUCUCAGGGAUUGGGACAGGCAUGAUACGUUCAGAAGCUUGAGGAUAUCCAGAUAGUCAGGGAACUGGACAAUCCGUAGCCACGGAGAUCCUUUUUUAAAAUGUAUUUCGCAAUAGGUUCCACCGUUUUACAACAGACCCUGGCCCGUGAAGAUCUUCAACAACCCAUGCUUGCCGUAAACGGCGACUAUGCUUGUCGUAAGAGGCGACUAACGGGAUCGGGUGGUCAGGCUCGCUGACUUGGUUGA